Messenger RNA from Aureobasidium musti, 2508 nucleotides. The record is from the annotation of a GenBank genome assembly. NCBI's taxonomy places the organism in Eukaryota, Fungi, Ascomycota, Dothideomycetes, Dothideales, Saccotheciaceae.
AUGCCUUCCUCUCGCGAAGAAGAGCCUCGCCGGCGCAAAAGAUCUUACGACCGAGACUCUCCCAAAACUUCAUCCAGGGACAAGGAUACAAAGGAACGACAUAAGACAUCGGCUAGAAAGACAACUACUCGCCGACGCAGCGACGCAAGCAGGGAAUACAGUCCUCCACGACCAGAUAGAUCCACCUUGUCAGAACGCUCCUCGAAGAAAGUCACCAUGUCGAUACCAGAGAUGGAACGUCGUUCGUCAAUCGGCGAGAAGCGGCCGCAGUCGUAUCCCAACUUCUCAAAAGCACACAGCAGAGAAGCUGUCGCUCCGGGCUCAGAACCUAUCAUCGAUGAUCUACGACCUCGCACUCCAGCAGAUAUGGCCAGCAGUCCCUCACGUGUACCGCCGAGCCCUCCCUUGACCGCUGACGAUGUAGACCUUCGACGAGCAAAGAGCGGGAACAAUAUGAGGAGUCACGCGGACAGGGUCAAGUCCGAGGCUGGUCUUAAUUCUAGGAGAAGUAUGGACAAUGGUCUGCGGGUGAACAUGACAGGCUCUGCGGCGAGUAGCCACCGUCCGUCUCCCUCGAGUGUCUCUGAGACAUCUGCUCCAAGCACUGGCUCGACCAAGUACAACAAGGCCCCCUCCCAGCCCACCUCAACCAUCAGCCAGACCACUGUAGACUCGCAGGCAACAUCAGUCGCUCCCGAACGCAAGCCACAAGCCAGGCCUCCACCAGUUUCUGUCGCACAACAUUGUUCUCCUCAAUCACGACCCGACUCAUCACCGCGUACCCCAACGCCGCAAGAUCCAGCUUUCCCUCCAUACGUUCAACGACCAAAAUCUACUCCCGGCAUUGAUGUCUUCCCUGGCGGCUACUCUCCUCGGUCCGCUCAUCCAGACUCCGUUGCUAUGCCUCCCCCACCACCGCCUCCGCCAAUGGUUUUUGCCCAAGAUACCCCUCGUGUCGAUUAUCUGCUGCAGAAUGGUGGAUUGCCGUACCUCAUCUCAAAAUCCAUCGUUCCACCUGCUCAUGACCAACCUGUUCAAUCCUACGCCCAGUACCAGUCCCCCCGCAUACCUUCUGCAGUCGAUGUCCAACACAUCUUUGCACCUAUCAGUGGGCGUCUUGAGGAUAUUGGAAAGGUUCUGUCANAAAGCGGGUCGUUAGCUGUCGCUACAGGUUAUCGCUCAGUCGCCAGGAGAUUACUGGAUCGUCUCGAAGCUGUCUUUGCUCGUAGCAUCUCGCACGAGCGGUGUAAGUGUGUCUUGUGCCUGAGAACUGCUCAAACAACUCUAUCCGACGAGGAGGAUACGGGAAUCAGUUGGGGCGAGAUCUUGGAGUAUGUUGCUGGCCGUAGAGAGCUUCCACAGUGGCCUCCUUUCUCUCUAUCACCUGACGCGCCGGGCUUCAGUCUUUCUGGUGUUGAACCAAUGCAANAACUCGAUCCUGAUGUACCGGACGAGUAUCGCGCCCAUUACAUUAAGCAGAAUGCAAAGACUAAGCGAUCGGUGCAAGACUGGCUCAUUCGACAACCAGACGCUCCGUCUAGCCCUCCACAGGAGGUUGACGACGAGACUUUGACUUUUGCUAUCCUCACGCACAUCGAGCCUGAACGAAGACCGCUGUUUACAGCUCUUAUGAAGGGUCUUUCGACUAUACCUUCUUCUAGAGCGCCGACACCUGCUAAUGAGCCCAAGAAUGAAGUCUUGGCUAAGACUGCAGCCGCUCUACAACGUCUGUAUCGUCUACCAUACUUACCAAGAGAUCCAGAGUGCACUAUCUACUUGCUCAACAAUCUGCAUCUGCAUAGUAUGCUUGCCACACUUGCCGCGGUGAGCGCUGGUGAAUGGGAUAUCUUGGUGUCUGGUCGUUUUGACGGUUUCUUGUGGAGCGGAGCAGAGACAGUACCGCCUUCUGUAGCCUAUGGAUCGACAAUGACGCCCAUGUCCAGAACAACGACCCCUUUCAGUGGAGGCGUGCCAUCUCGCAACACAACUCNNCCCUUCUCACCACUGCGAAACGUCAUGUCUCCGGACCACACAGCAAACAUGUUUCCUUCUCGUGGCACGACGCCCGCCCCUGGUAUGCCUGGUGGUGCCCCAGCACCUGUCCAAAUGGAUGAAGAAACCGAAAUUGCCGUCCUGGCUCAGAUGGAGCGCGAAAUCUACCGCGGUAUGGAAGCAUUAGAGGACCAAUUCGAAGUUCUACAUAGGCAAGCCGAGACUGUUAGACAGAGACUACGCGAACGCAGUGCUGGACUUGCAAUGGCCGCCAAAGCACGCAGAGGCUCCAUGGCAUCUGAUAUCGGUGUGAGGAUUGGCACACCUGGCGGACCAUGGGAUGAUGAGCAGCAGUCAAUCUUCGAUGACGGAAGAUCGGAACUAGCGCCAGAUGACUCCGCCAGCAAUAUUGAUUUUGGAAGGAAGAGGAGGUCAAAGCGACACGAUCGCCGCACACCUGCUGUACCAGAGGAAAACGAGGACGUCGAGCGUGAUUCCGGUAGGAGAAGAAGAUGA